Molecule: messenger RNA, 3207 nt
Organism: Bacillus rossius redtenbacheri
Lineage: Eukaryota; Metazoa; Arthropoda; Insecta; Phasmatodea; Bacillidae
Exons: 3
Coding region: 1334-2323 (329 amino acids)
Molecular function (GO): nucleic acid binding
Source: RefSeq, a predicted model, not a curated record
AUAGUCCAUCCACGGUAACCUCCUACUUUUUUAAACGAACCUUUGAAAAAACACACCAGGAUGCAGCAUGUUUGGUUCGUUUGCAAAAAUACUUUCCAUCAUAUGCAUAUUAAACAUGCAUUAACACUAAAUUACCGUAUAAUGAUGUUAAAUAAAAUUUUACAAAAAAAGUAACUAUCUAUGUACAAUAUUAUUAAUAUUAAUGAUCUCGCAUGUGUGUAAAUGAAACAGUGAGAGAAGUGGUGUGUUGGCAAUGAUUAGAACGAAAUAGUUCCAUAGCCAAAAUAUAUAUUUUUUGACUUUCCGCGUGUAUUUAAGAAUUUGUUUGGGUAUUUGUUAAGUUUGAACAUUUUUUUAAAUCUCUGGUGAAAUAAAAACGUUAUGUUAACGGUAAAAAAAUAUUACGUGCCGAAACCGUGGUCGCGCAUUAAUAAUGUUAAUAGUCACUUGUUUGUUUUCUCUUUCAGCCGUUUGUCUGCAGUUACGCCAUAUUGCAGUGUGUUUUAAUAUAUUACUGACCGUGAAAUAACGUACAGUUUGUGUUUCAGGAUUUUGUGUUAAUAUUGUGUAUUUUAACUUUGUUAUAUUAUUUAUUAUCUACUAUUGUAAUGAUGGAAUUUGUUAUCGUUUUGAUAUUUUGUGUGGUUCUUGUGAUUGCUGUAAUGGUAAUUGGUUCCGGGAUGGGGAAAGCUACUUCUUCGCAGCGUCAGAUGGACAUCAUUAACGUCGCUCAGAACUUAUAUGUUUUAAUUAGGAAAGGCGACUUGAAGAAAUGUGACGUUACGCAGACGACCGCGUUUCUUCUCAACAUCGCAAAGUCAACUGUUCUCAAGUAAGUAGGCUUUUUUCGUUUUCAUGCACGUAAAAAAAAUAUCGACUGUGUCCUAAGUAUUGUCGGCCUGUGUUUUAACUCACGAGGUUUUUUGUGUUUUAUUUCCAAUUUAUAAUUUUUGGUGUGAGACAACACCGCCAUGUGGCGUCUCUGUUGAAAAGUUAACCUAAAAUCAUAUUAGGCCUACUCAGGUCCUAACAAUAACAAUAUAGGCACUUUCAAGUAUUUAUAUGGGUGUGAUACACGUUUGUUUAUAACGAUGUUUAUAAACUUUAUGAUAGGUUUACCUAUAACAUAAGGGAGUGAUUUUAUAAUUUGCAUUUAAUUAGUUUUUCAUCUGUUUGGGAGAUCACAAAAUAAAUAAAAAAACACUUCAUUAAUUUCGUGGACAAAGUCUGUCAUGUUUCCAUUUAGUGACCACAAAGCAAAUAUUUGUGACAAAAUGCCAUAUUUGGAACACUGCCUAACUGCGUAUUGUGAACGGGUCCCCGGAAAAGUGUUAUGACAAAUGUUUUUUUUUUUUGGUUAGGUACUACAAGAAAGACAUUGAAGAAGUUUCAACACCAGGAAAAAAGAAAAAAAAGGCCACAGGAAGGAAAGUCACUUGACACAGUCGACGAUUUCACAGUAAAUGCAAUCAGGAAUGCAAUUUACAGGAUGUACGCUGAAGGUUUGAAUGUUACAGUCGACACCAUUUUGAAAGAAAUCAGGGAAAGACAAAUAGAUUAUUAUGGUGGAAGAUCAAGUCUUCAUAAAUUGUUAAAGAAGAUGGGAUUUUCAUGGACAACUGUUGAUGGACGAAAAGCUUUGAUAGAGAAUGAAAACAUAGUAUUGCAGCGAAUAGAUUUCUUGAGAAAGUAUAAAGAAGAAAAAGAAAGAGGUGCCAAUUUCAUAUUUGUUGAUGAAACAUGGAUUUUCCAGAGAGGCAAGGCAUUAAUUUAUUUGAAAAUUUGUUCUGUGGUCCAAUACAAAGUAUUUCAUUUCCAUUUCAUAUAUUUUUCAGGAACUGUAUCAAAGUCAUGGCAGGACAAGAGUCUACAAUCUGCGAAGAGACGUACUGUUGGAGAUGGUAAAAGGUUUAUUGUUGUUAAUGCUGGAGGGCGCACUGGCUUUGUGCUAGGAGCAGGAUUACAUUUUGUUUCAGGUCAGAAGACUGCAGACUACCAUGGCGAGAUGAAUGGGGAAACUUUCUUGAUGUGGUUUGAAGACAUGUUGGUGCAUCUUGAGGAACCCAGUGUCAUCAUAAUGGACAAUGCUUCAUAUCACAGCACCCAGGUUGAGAAAACACCUACAACGAACUGGACCAAGGAUGCACUGAUCGCGUGGCUGGAGAAGAAUGAGAUAAAACAUGAAAAUAAUUUGUUGAAAGUGGAGCUGCUGAGAAUAGCUAAACAAAACAAGCCCCCAAUACGGUAUAUUAUUUCGUUUUUUUUACAGCAUUUCUUUAAAAGUGAGAUAGUUGCAAAAAAUUACGUAUACGCCUUGUUCUAACACACUUUUCAGAUAUGAGGUAGACGAGUUGGCUCGUAACUAUGGCCACGAAAUUCUACGACUCCCACCCUAUCACUGCCACUAUAAUGCAAUCGAACUAGUUUGGGCUCAAUGUAAACACCAUUACAAUAGUAACGUGGGGCGGGCCAAGAGAUUUGACAAUGAUGCAGUUGCAGCCAUCUGGAAAGAGGCUGUUGAUGCUUCCACACCAGAGAGGUAUUUUCAUGUUGCAUGACCAAUGGGGUAUUCCUUUUGAAGUAGAAAUUGUUUUAUUUUCCUGUAGAACAUUCCUCAAGCUUCAGCAAAACCCUUACCAUACAUUUUUACAUAAUACGUAAGUAUUGUUGCCUAGCAGCCUGGUCCUACCAUUCCUUUUGAUAACUUUGUGUGCUAGUGUGUGUAUAGUGUGAUUAUCAUUUUGUGUAUAUUCAUAUACCAGUAAUACAGUUUUAAAACAAUUGGUAAAAAUAAGUGGUUUGAAUUUGUGUAGUUGUCGUUUUGAAAAUGUGUUGCAUGUAUGUGUUUGUGUUCGUGUUUGUGUUUGUGUUUGUAAUUUUAUUCCCAUGUGAUUCAUACAUAUCUGUGUAGUUUCUAGAUCUAACAGUGGUGACUUAUUUGCAAGGUUUUUUUUUUUUUUUGUAAUUGCAGUCCAUUUGCAAUUGUUUCAUUUCCAUAAAUAGUUUUGUAUUUAUUAGUAAUUGUGAUAUUACUUUCUGUUAUGCUUAAUCUUGUGUCAAUGACUUUAAAGUUAUGGUGGGUUCAGUGCUGUAGGCAGAUUUCAAUAUUCAGAUAAAAUUUCAACGUAGAGAAUUUUAAAUAUUUUCAUCUAGCGAACUUGAAUAGGUAUUUACACAUGUAGUUCUUGCACAUUAGUAUUUUCAAAA